AGUAAUAUACUUUACUGAAUAAGGAUUAAGAAAAAUGAGGUCUAAGUCAGCACAAGAUAAAUGAGAAGAAUCAAAGUACACUUUGUAAUGAGAUAGUCGCACGUUACUGAGUUCACAAGAAUACAAAUAUGCAUAGUGUAUACCACACACACACACACAGACAUAGAUAUACGUGUGUAUGUGUGUGUGUGUGAUCUCCCAGAAAAUGUAAUAUUCAAUACAUGCAUUCAAAAAUAUAUUGAAUAUACAUAUUUGAAUAUAAUGCAUACAUAUACAUGUGUAUAUACAUUUAACAUACACAUGUAAGUAUUUGAUAUGUAUGAACUCUUAAAUUUCCAGAGAUUCAACUUUAAGGUUUGUGUGAUAUAAAUGGAAAGACAAGAACCAAAAGAAGGAUUUAACUUCCUGCCUUGUAGUCUAUCCUUUAUAUCUUACUUACACUGAUGAUGCUUCUUCUUAAGUAUUAUCAAAGAUGUCAGCUUAAGGAUGCAGCAAAGAGAGAUAAUAAUUAUUCCAUUCAAAAUUAUUCUAGUGAGAAUAAGAAAUAUGUAUACAUUUGACUACAAACUAAGGAGAAAUGUUUAAUGUAAAUGAGAAGAUUUAGACCAAUGUCAUAGACUUAGCAGCAUGAAAGAUUUCCUAGCAUGGUUUACACAGGUCAAAGGUUUAUGAAGAUGGUGUGGUGAGCACAACUUCAUUUUAAGAAACCACUUAAAAUGUGGAAGGUAUUGUACGAAGUGGCUGACAUUCACCACUUAACCUACCCUUCAAAAUACCCUAUGCUGCUGGCACUAUGAUCGUCUCUAAUUUUCCAGCUGAAAAACUGAGACAGAAAUAAUCAGUAGGUCACUCGUGGUAAUAGAGCCAGGACAUGGGGAAUCCAGCAUCGGAACUCAGUCAGACUAAUUCUGGGGUGGCCUAUUUUUACCACUGAAUCCCUCUGACCUCUGUAAUAUAGAUAUGGGUAACUGUCAAAGGGUUAGACUAGGAGGAAAAAUCAUAAACAGAGGAAAGUGGGACCAACCACUCAUGCACUGGAAUCUCUACAAUUAAGCAUCGGAUGAACCUAAAAUCUCUGGUCAGGGAAGGGGGAUGGGGUAGCGGAGGCUACAAAGAGGGUCUCCUAUGUUAGGUUAUUAUGUCUGAACUUAGGCUACGGAUCAAGGAUUAUUUUGUCUAGGAAACAGCAACUCAUGAAUUGACUGCAAAAUCUUACCUGCGGGGUAAUAAAAAUGUUUCCCUCUAUGCCAUAUGUAAAUAAUAUUUGUGUUUUUGCUCCACAUUUAUAAUUUUCUCUAUACAAAUUCUAUCCAGGGUAAUAAAAAUGUUUCCCUCUAUGCCAUAUGUAAAUAAUAUUUGUGUUUUUGCUCCACAUUUAUAAUUUUCUCUAUACAAAUUCUAUCCACAGUAUUUUCUCUUCAGCUCCUGUUUUUCUAAAUCAGUCUAAGAGUUCUGUAGGCAAUCUCAGAGGCUUUAAUCCCAUGGCACCGUUUAUAACAGAAAACUGAAUUAACUCAUUUUUUUCCCAAGGCUCUAAGUGGCUAAAACCUUAAUAUAAAACUACUCUCUUUGGACUGUAUAAAAAAACAGAUGUAGAACUUUACUGCUUGAAAUUUCUUUUGCAUCUCUAUACUCCGGUGGAAGAAUGAAGCAUCACAUGUGAAUUUUCUUUUGACUUAGGUAUGUGCUGUAGUCAAAUGAAACAGACAUGAUCAGAGGUGGCUGAGAACUACUACUUGAUAUGAUCUGCAUGAUGCAGUUGUCCAAUUUCCAAAUUGAAUGGUGGGGGAAAACCUUACAAGCUUUCAAUGGAGAUGGGUUAUCUAAAGAUAUAUAGAAGAUUCAGGGCAUUUGAAAUUUAUUUACAAAAUGGUUAUACAGUUGGUUAAUAAAGCAGAAUUUCUAUUUCAGCUACAGGUUAUAGGGAUGGAAUGCUUAAUGGAAGCAUGGGGAAACUCAAAGGUGAGCAGUGGCAUGUUACUGAGAGUUUAUUUCCAGAGAUGAACCCAAGGAAGGCAUCGCAAUGUCUAGAAAGCUUGCUCUUGGCCAGUACCCUGCCAGCGACCAAGGGCAAUUACUUGGAGGUUUCAGUUUUUAAAAAACACAAAUAAAGGCAUAAUAGCAAAAUAUAGCUCCCUCUCUCUCUAUCUCUCUCUGUCUCUCUCACACACACACUCCCCAACUUCAGAAUGUAUAUAACAUGUAUUUUAUUUUUUCAACCUGAUAUAUCUCCUACGGAAAUAUGGACUCAUUCAUAUUUUAUCCAAAGAUAAAAACAGAUGUCCAAGCUACUUUAUCUGACCUUGAACCAGUCUGCUUCAAGUUGAUACCCAGAGAAAGUGCCUUACUUCAUUGUUUGAGUUUAUGAAUCUGGCCCCUGACUGCUUCUCCAUCAUGUAGAAGGCAUUGCCAAAACACUCUUCUUUAGACAAGUGCAGAAAGUACCUCUCUCUCCCAUUAGACUUUGUUACUCCAGACAGUUUUGUGAUGCUCAAAAUCGCCAUCCCCAGCUCCAUGAUGACUCGAAGGCUUCUAGGUUUCCCUCUACCCACAUGUCCAGUGUCUUAAUCAGGCAGAAGUGAACCUAGUGCAUGCGAGGUCUGCAGCAGAAAUUAGAAGCUCUUCUCGGAGGAACUGGUGUAGAGUGGAGAGUGAACGAAGAAGGUUUCAAGUACCCUGAAAACCACCACAGUCACAGCAUUCUAAAAUGAGCCACUGUGAAAUUCCAUUUCCUGUAUGUCUGGAAAAUACAGACAUCAGGGAAAAUUCACAGGGGUCUAUUACUAUCUUUGUAUAUUACCGUCCUUUCUGGAUUCUUUCAAGUACAGCGGUGUAAGACCAGCCUGUGUCUGCUCUUGGGCAGGCAUCCCAGAAUGUUAUGUAGUUUUGUUUGUGAUAAUGUGUAUCUCAGAUAUUGUAUUGAUGUCUUUUUGACAGGAGAUUAGGUUUGAUCUUGGUAUUUUCUCUAAGUCAAUAAAUGAUGAAUGCAUCAUUAGUGAAUUUCUGCACUAAGUAUGGAAAUGUCUUGUACAUUUUUGCCUGUGGCUUUAUUUUCUCAUCUGCCUGUCUUCUUUUGAGUUAUGUCCGCAUUUCCAUACACGUAUCCUUGAUGUUUCAAGUGUCCCUCUUCAGACAGGGAUUUCACAAAAGGUGUGGGGUUACUAAAUCACUCUAUACUUAAUGCUAUGUUCUGUGUCUUAUAAUUCUUCCACGGGCUUGCUGAUAAACCUUGCAUGUUAAAAUACAGAAUUAAGUCUGUAUAAGUAUUAUGUUCUUUGAGACUGGACCAUAUGAAGGACUAUGCCUCAAUUUAGAAUUCUUAAAAAAAUUUCAUAGGUCCUUACAAACAGCAAACUUCUUCAUUUUCACUACAUAUUGAAACACUAAGCUAGACACUUUCAUAACCAUUUCUUAUUGACAUAUUUUUUAUUCCUUCUAGGAGCAACAGCUUCUCUUGCUCUGUUAUUUGGAAGGAUGUUUUAUCACAACAGGAGCGUUUUUCACCCAAGCACGUUUUUCCUCAUUGGAAUCCCAGGUCUGGAAGAGGGCCAUGCCUGGAUCUCCCUGCCUUUCUGCUCCGUCUACCUCGUGGCUUUACUGGGCAACGCCACAAUUCUGCUGGUCAUCAAGACGCAGCAGGCCCUCCGGGAACCCAUGUUCUGCUUUCUGGCCAUCCUUUCAACAAUUGACUUGGCCCUCUCGACAAGCUCUGUGCCCCGCAUGCUGGCUAUCUUCUGGCUGGACGCGCAUGAGAUUCACUUCGGAGCUUGUGUGGCCCAGAUGUUCCUGAUCCACGCUUUCACUGGCAUGGAGGCCGAGGUCCUACUGGCCAUGGCCUUCGACCGUUACGUGGCCAUCUGUGCUCCACUCCACUACACCACCAUCCUGACACCCCGAGCUCUGGGGGGCAUCAGUUUGUGCAUUGUACUCCGUCCAGUUCUGCUUACACUUCCCAUGAUCUAUCUCAUCUACCGCCUACCAUUCUGCCAGGCUCACGUAAUACCUCAUUCCUACUGCGAGCACAUGGGCAUCGCCAAACUGUCCUGUGGAAACAUCCGUAUCAACGGUAUCUACGGGCUCUUUGUGGUCUCUCUCUUUCUCCUGAACCUAGUCCUUGUCGGCAUCUCCUAUGUGCACAUUCUCUGUGCGGUCUUCCGCCUCCCCUCCCAAGAAGCACGGCUGAAGGCCCUAAGCACGUGCGGUUCUCAUGUUGGGGUCAUCUGUGUUUUCUAUAUCCCCUCGGUCUUCUCUUUCCUCACGCACCGAUUUGGACACAACGUCCCACGCUAUGUGCACAUUCUGGUUGCCAACCUCUAUUUGGUGGUCCCACCCUCCCUCAACCCCAUCAUUUACGGGGUGCGGACCAAACAGAUACGAGAGCCAGUGCUCCGUGUCUUUAUUAAAAAAUAAGAGACCUACUACAUUCUUUUACUAAGGAUUUUGAUUUCUCUAGGAAAUUUGUGUGUUCUUGAGUUAAGUUUCUCCUGGUCUUAACCCAUUGCUUCCAG
This is a messenger RNA of Sus scrofa (pig), 4508 nucleotides long. The record is from RefSeq and is a predicted model, not a curated record. Lineage: Eukaryota; Metazoa; Chordata; Mammalia; Artiodactyla; Suidae.